Messenger RNA from Bacidia gigantensis, 1230 nucleotides. RefSeq lists its product as uncharacterized. The coding region runs from base 1 to 1230 and encodes 409 amino acids. The record is from RefSeq and is a predicted model, not a curated record. NCBI's taxonomy places the organism in Eukaryota, Fungi, Ascomycota, Lecanoromycetes, Lecanorales, Ramalinaceae. The transcript is spliced from 3 exons. Gene Ontology annotation, molecular function: O-methyltransferase activity.
AUGAGAACGCUGCUCGCUUCCCAAAAUGCCCCAGCCCCAAGUUUUUCGCCCGACUCAGCAGACAUACCAGAGACCCCAGAACAAGCUGCCCUGCGGAGCCACCUCUUGGCCUCGCUCGACGAUUUACGUCUGCUCGUCAACGGGCCACGCCGUACGAUACGCAGCCUCAUCUGUUUCAGCAACGAUCUGGCUGCCUUUCAGGUCGCAUUCGAUUUCAACUUCUUCACUAUUGUGCCUGAAUCGGAAAAGGGCAUCGCAUUAGAGGAGGUCGCACGGCAGGCAGGUAUUGACGUGGGUCGGACGCGCCAGGUAAUGAGGAUGCUGUGCACGCAUCGCGUUUUCAGAGAGAUCAAGGAAGGUUGGUUCGCGCACACGUUGACCAGCGUCCUCUUCAAACGAGACGAAAACUUGAGGAGUGCUGGGCAUUUUGGAAUGGACGAGAUCUUCAAGGCCGCCUCUUCGACGAGCGACACCAUCAAGGCGUCGCCUCAGAUCUCCGAUCUCACGCAUUCCCCCUUCAAUACUCGCCUUGGUGCCUCUAUGUUUGAUUACUACGACCAGAACCCGGAGCACGCUGCUCGAUUCGCCAAGGCUAUGGCUGGAGUUGCGAGCGUCGACCGCAAACCUAGCACAAUGGCUGACCUGUUCCCAUGGGAAACCCUCAACGGCACCAUCGUCGAUGUGGGUGGCGGCAGCGGGCACGUCGCCCUCACCCUCGCGCAGCGAUUCCCACAACUCAACUUCCUCGUGCAAGACUCGCCUGAUAUGCUUGCUGAGGGCAAGCGCAUCCUCGCGAAGGAAGAUCCUGCCGUGGCCGGCCGCAUCGAGCUAAUGCAACACGACUUCUUUCAGGUGCAGCCGCCAUCAGAACGCCUUUCUGCUCGCGGUCCCGUAGCUGGGUUCUUCCUCCGCCACAUCUAUCACAACUGGAACGACGCCGACUGCAUAAAGAUCGCCCGUGCACUAGUGCCCGCACUAGAGGCCGCCGCCCCAGGAACGCCGAUGCUUGUCAGCGAAAGGGUGCUCCCCGGUCCCAACAGUGGUACGCCGCUACAUGAGGAGCGCGGCAUGCACCAGAUGGACAUGAUGAUGAUGGUGGAGCUGGGGGCCAAGGAGCGAACGCAAAAUGAGUGGCAGGCGCUAUUCAGGGAGGCAGACGAGAGGUUGGACGUGAAGAAGGUGCAUGGAUCGGGUGCAGCGGCCAUCGUGGAGGUGGUGCUUGGGCUAUGA